Messenger RNA from Bipolaris sorokiniana ND90Pr, 1677 nucleotides. RefSeq lists its product as uncharacterized. The transcript has a single exon. The record is from RefSeq and is a predicted model, not a curated record. The coding region runs from base 1 to 1677 and encodes 558 amino acids. Lineage: Eukaryota; Fungi; Ascomycota; Dothideomycetes; Pleosporales; Pleosporaceae.
AUGCUAGUUGAGAAUGCCAAAGUUUACUCCACUCUUCCUGAGGGGCCACCUCGUAUACGGGCUAUGCGGCUAAGACCAGGGAGAUGCGAAGAAGAAAUCAUAUGCGACUUGAUUGAGGGACCUCUUUCGUUUGUAGAGUUUGAGGCGCUCAGCUACGUUUGGGGUGUAAGCUUACGUUCAUACACCAUCCGGGUCGAUGGAAAACCAUUUUACAUUCCAUACAACUUGUAUAGUGCACUCAAAGAGCUGCGCAACACUGAGCAUGAAAGAAUACUUUGGGUUGACGCUGUAUGCAUCAAUCAACUCGAUGACACAGAAAAGAGCACUCAAGUCCAAAUGAUGCGAGACAUAUAUUCGAAGGCUUCCAAGGUGGUGGUGUGGUUGGGCGAAUCAGCUCCUGCUACUGGUUCUAUGUUCGAGUUUGUACAGCAAUUCGGGGCUGCAAAGACCGAAGAAAUCGAUACACUCUGGGAUAAUCACACCAUGCAGCCGACAUGGACGGGCAUGUGGGCAGAAUAUAUCCGUAUCUUUAAGCAUGACUGGUGGGGCCGUGCCUGGGUUAUUCAAGAGGUAGUCGUUGGGCGUCAUGUGGUCAUACAAUGUGGUCCCUUCCAAGUGGAUUGGGAAGCUGUCCACAGAUUAUUCACGUACGGCCCCUUCGCGAACGACUGUUUCAGUAAUCACAGGCCCCCUUCGUUUGUUAAAUAUAUCCAAGGCCUCAGAGAAGAGGCAAAUGACGCUGAGGACUCCAACGUCACACUAGGUGACCUCGUUGUCCGCUUUCGACUACAAUCAGCCACGUUUGGAUCGGACAAGAUAUACGCCCUGCUUGGUUUACUACAAUCGGAUAAUCCUUCUCUAAUUACACCUGAUUAUAGCAAGCCGCCGGAUGAAGUAUUCCUGCAGUUUACCGAGUCUUGUCUAAUCCACAUGAAAAGCCUGGACAUACUCAGUUAUGCUCCUGGGGCGCAACUUCACGAUUCGAGUUGGUGUCGAGAUUGGCGACUCAACUAUGAUCAGCCGUUUAUGGUUACAGCCAAGAGAUUACUAGAUCUUGAAUCAUCCCGACCGUUCUCGGCAUCGGGACGCCAUCCCCCAUGCUUUGUAAUCGAUCUAGAGUAUCGUGUUCUGGCAGUCACAGGUUACGAGAUUGGCGUUGUAGCAAGAACUGGAAUCGUUGCCGAAAGAAACCCCUGGCAGAAUAUCGAUUGGGACCAUAUUUUGCGUAGCUGGGAGUUUGUCGCUGGUGAGGAGCUAGGGCACACAGAAACCUCAGCUCUGAGAGAAUCCUUCAACCGCACCGUGACUGCGGAUUGUUGGCAGAUUGAACCUACGGACUGGAGGAAAAGAUUGAAGACCCAGCAGGAACAUUCACGCGACGAUGAAAAUAUAGACUAUAGGCUCGCGGUGCGCAAUGCCUGUGUCGGCCGCCGAUUCUUUAUGACUGAAGAUGGGAGGUUUGGCUUGGGUCCAUGGGAUAUGAAGAGAGGAGAUACCGUGGCUGUUCUCUUGGGUGGAAAAAUACCCUAUAUACUGCGGCACUGCGCCAAUAGGAGUUCAGCAAGGAUCUUCUCUUCCACGUAUCACAAGCUCGUAGGCGAGGCUUUCGUGGACGGGCUAAUGUACCAAGAUGAAGGCUUACAGAAUAACUGCUUAAGGGACUUCCUCUUGAUGUGA